AUGUUCAACGGCCAGCGUCUUCGCCAGUGGCUGUCGGGCCUGCCAGGCCAUCGUGUAUGUUCCAUGAAAUGGCAGUCGUUGCUUCGCUAUGCUGCCAUCACCUUCGCCGUCACCUUGACCCUGUCCGGCGUCUUCCUCUUCCGACGGCCAGAGGGAUUCCUCAGCGGUACCACGUCGCAUUACUUCGAAUACUUCUGGAACCGCACCGAGACCCACCCCAUUGAGCACCUGGUUUCCGAAGCGCACUUGUUCCACGAGAACCUGCUCAAGGAGCAAAGCUUCGACGUGCCCGCGGCGGCUGCUCGAUAUCGCGCACGACGAGGGCGACACCCGCCUCCAGGCUUCGAUGCCUGGCUCGCCUACGCCGUGGAGCACGACGCCAUCGUCGUCGAAUCGUACUUCGAUCGGAUAUAUGCCGACCUCGCGCCCUUUUGGGGCCUCGACCCCCAGACAAUCGCCGAGAGAGCCGCGUCGUGGGAGCAUGUCGUUCAAGUGCGCAAUGGUACUGUCAACCCCAAGGGUAGCACCGAAAACCGAGUCCCAUGGCUCCAGCUCUGGUCUGGCCUUGUCGCGGAAGCGGCACCGUUCCUACCGGAUGUCGAUAUGCCGAUCAACUACAUGGACGAGUCGCGGUUGGCCGCGUCGUGGGAGGACAUAACCAGUUACGUCGAGAUAGAGCAGGCGAGUCGCACGGUCAAACCGGUGGAAGAGGUGGUGACGGCGUUCAGCGGCUUGGAUAAGGUUGACGCCAGAGGAACCGACACCGAACCUUACCAGCCCGAGUGGCUUCACAGCAACUACUGGGAUCUGAUGCGCGUGGGCUGUGCGCCGGAUUCUGCAUCUCGCAACGCCACGCCGAUGGUGAACUUCACAGGCCCCGCCGAGUUCCCUCAGGACUGGAGUCCUAAUUAUGCAUACGAUGGUUUCGUCCGAAACUUCACGGCGUCCAGCGACCCGUGCAGCCAGCCCCAUCUGCGCGGCAUGCAUGGAACCUUUGUGGAGCCUCUCACGCUGUCGACGAGCAAGGAGCUCAUCCCGCUCUUUAGCGGGUGUAAAUUGCCUAUGAACAAUGACAUACUCAUCCCGGGGGCCAUGUACCUAACGGACGAUGUCAUGUACUCCGGAGGCGACACGCAUGGACCGGCUUGGAGGCAGAAGGUCGACGGGACGGUCUGGCGCGGUGUCGCGUCUGGAGGCCGGCAUCACGCCGAGAACUGGUCGCACUUCCAGCGCCUCCGGCUCGUCGAGAUGCUAAACAGCACUACCGUCUCGGCAGUGGAGGCGAGCGGGUCGCGCGCCAUGACGUUCGAGAUGCCCUCCGCGAAGCUGUACGACUUCCCCCGAAGGCGUGAGGGCACCAUUGGCAAGUGGCUGAAGAAGUUCUCCAACGUCGGUGUCACCAUGCUUCUGUGUCACCCCGCCGAGUCGGAGUGCGACUACCUCUUGCCGCAUAUAUCCGGGGUCGAGGGCGUCCCUAUGAAGGAGCAGUACAAGUACAAGUUCAUGCCCGACGUUGAUGGUAACAGCUUCAGCGCCCGGUUCAGGGGCUUUCUCCUGUCGACCUCGCUGCCCAUCAAGUCUACCAUCUACGCUGAAUGGCACGAUGACCGGCUCGUUCCUUGGCUGCAUUUCGUCCCGAUGGACAAUACCUUUCAGGACUUGUACGCGAUUCUGGACUACUUCUCCUACGACAAGAAAGGAGACAGGGCGGCGCAGUUCAUUGCCGGAGAAGGCAGUGCAUGGGGCAAUAAGGUCCUCAGGAGGGAGGACAUGCUUUUGUACGUUUGGAGGCUUCUCCUGGAGUUUGCCCGGGUGUGUGACGAGAAACGAGAGUUACUUGGAUAUGUAGACGACUUAUAA
Messenger RNA from Anthostomella pinea, 1860 nucleotides. Lineage: Eukaryota; Fungi; Ascomycota; Sordariomycetes; Xylariales; Xylariaceae. The record is from the annotation of a GenBank genome assembly.